Messenger RNA from Sitophilus oryzae (rice weevil), 655 nucleotides. Its product is annotated as coleoptericin-like. Gene Ontology annotation, cellular component: extracellular region. The record is from RefSeq and is a predicted model, not a curated record. Bases 135 to 512 code for a protein of 125 amino acids. NCBI's taxonomy places the organism in Eukaryota, Metazoa, Arthropoda, Insecta, Coleoptera, Curculionidae. Gene Ontology annotation, biological process: defense response to bacterium. The transcript has 3 exons.
GAAUCCCAAGAGAAGUGAAAAACCGCCAGAAACAGAUUAAACUGGUAUAAAUAUGUUGAUUUUAAAAUGGUUAGCCAUAGUGCAAUAAGGUUCGUAAGUUUGCAAUAACGGUGCAUAUUACCACAUAUCUGAAGAUGACUCGUACGAUGCUAUUCCUUGCUUGCGUAGCAGCUUUGUAUGUCUGUGUAUCUGCCACAGCUGGAAAACCUGAGGAAUUUGCAAAAUUAUCUGAUGGGGUACCAUCGAACGAUCAGGCAAUGUAUGAAUCCAUACAGAGGUACAGAAGAUUCGUAGAAGGAAACAGGCACAACGGGGGUCAACAACAACAACAACCAAAACAAUGGGAGGUAAGACCAGACCUGUCCAGGGACCAGAGGGGAAAUACCAAAGCACAGGUUGAAAUUAACAAACAGGGUGAAAACCACGACAUCAAUGCAGGCUGGGGCAAGAACAUCAAAGGCCCGGAUAGUCACAAAGACACUUGGCAUGUUGGAGGAAGUGUCAGAUGGUAGAGAUAACAGAUGACUAACGAAGACUACUAAAGAUAAGCAUCUUUAUCAUUUUAUACGUAUUUUAAUAUUAUGUUAUUAAGUUAAUUUAAUUUAUUAAACUUAAAUAAAAAUUUUAUAUAUUAAACGAUUUUAUUAUUAACUAA